This is a messenger RNA of Staurois parvus, 296 nucleotides long. Lineage: Eukaryota; Metazoa; Chordata; Amphibia; Anura; Ranidae. The record is from the annotation of a GenBank genome assembly.
GACUCAUCGUGUGGUAAUUGGAUCCAGGUGGGACAUCCAGCCGUCCAGCAGCAAGCUAUGCCUAUAGGAUCAGAUAGUAGAGUCCAGGAUGUGCCUGUGCAUCAGUCAGAUGUAGCAGACCAACACCGGAGCAUGCUCCAAAAUGCAUUACCGCCCCCUUCACCUGCUACAUCUGACUCUGCUCUCCAAGCUUCAUUUUUGAUGCACAGGCACAUCCUGGACUCUACUAUCUGAUCCUAUAGGCAUAGCUUGCUGCUGGAUGGCUGGAUGUCCCACCUGGAUCCAAUUACCACACG